Molecule: messenger RNA, 951 nt
Organism: Bufo bufo (common toad)
Lineage: Eukaryota; Metazoa; Chordata; Amphibia; Anura; Bufonidae
Exons: 4
Coding region: 1-951 (316 amino acids)
Source: RefSeq, a predicted model, not a curated record
AUGUCGGCGCCUGUGAUGACGGUGGAGGAGAUGUUAGAGAGGCUGAGGAGAGAAGCGGAGGUGCGGGGGCCUGGCUGGCUGCAGGAGCAGGUUGGUGCAUGCAUAGUUUCACCUGCUCCUGUGGCUACCCCUAAUGUUCGGGCUGCCCGGCCGCGGCGGAGUAUUCCACCGGCGCGCCUAAGCCCUGAAGUCACCCCCCGGGCCCGGCGCCGAGUAGGGAGCCCCCCUGUGGACCCUCGGCGGCGGAGAGCGGCCGCUCAGCCUUCUGCGAGCCGCUCUCGCCGUGGGAGGAAUCCCGUUACGCGGCGGGGCCCUGUGAGGAGUGGGACGCCCCUUCCCCCGCUCCCUGCGGCUGUGCAGCUGGAUUCGGGACCAGGAACGGUGGACCGGCCCAGUCCCUCCUUCAGUGGGCGGUCCACUCGGCGGUCUGAUGAUGUCCGGGUUCCUCGGACUGCGCUGGUGGAGGACGAAUACCAGCGCAGGUCCAGAGAAGAUUUGAGCAGCGUGGAAGAAGGUCCCCUUGCAGUGGUGGAGGCCGCGGUCUCGUCCCGGUGUCCGGCCAGUGUGGUGCAGAGGGUCGUGCAAGUGGUCCAGGAGGAGCAGCCGUCGACGUCCAGGAGCUAUGAUGGUGCAGUGUCCGUGCGGCAGGAGUCAGGAUCUGCGGCAGCGGGAGUCACAGCGCCCGUGGUGCCUGGUCGAAUGAUGGCGGCGUUGGUGUGGAUUUUGGGGCACUCCUAUGUGUUCUGGGGUGCAAUCAGAGCGGAUGUGAGGCCGAGUGGUCGGCAGUUGGGUGUGAGUCCGGAGUUGGCUACGGUCAGGUGGUUAGGAGUCAGAGUAUCUCUUCAAAAGGAUCCCACAGACAUGUAUAAAAAAGACUUAAAACAACUGAUACAAAAAGAUUUUGAUUUUAACCGGAUCAUCACUCCAAGUAAGAUUAAUUUGCAUUAUUAA